AUGACUGUAAUAAUAAUAGAAGGCAUAAAAGAUGAAAUAUCUGAAUAUAUAUUUAAGUCAAUCAAAUAUACAUUAUGUAAUAAGUAUUACAUAUCUUAUAUUGAAAUGAAAGGAUUAAAGAUCUCAUUAAUAAACCCGAAUUUUAAUGGGAUAACCCCAAAUGAACUAAAAUGCAGGGAAUAUUUCAUAAGGAUAAGUAAAAGUUCAAAUAUAAUCAUGAUAAAUGACAUAGAAUACAGUAGAGAAGAGUAUUAUACAGAAGAGUAUACAACAAACACUAAAUACAUCAUAAUAAUACAGGAGACUAAAGAUAUCCCGUAUGAUACAGAGUUUAAUAGUAUAUGUGUUAAUAACAAUAAUACAGUGUAUUAUAAGAACUAUAAAGAGAAAUUAUUUAUAUUAAUAAAUAACAUAAAAAGAAACUUAAUUAACCAUAAGAAUAUAAAAGUAAUAAGCAAACUGUAUUUAUUAACUAAAUUUACUAAUUUAAAGGUAAUUAAUACGGGGUAUAAUAUAUACUAUAAGGAUGACACAGAUAUAUUAUAUAGUAUUAAUGAUAUAUUAAUACAGUUAAAGAAUAAGUAUGUAUUAUAUAUGUAUAAUAAUAUAAAUAUAACCCGGGUAGUACAGAUGUAUAAUAUAGUAAAUAUAAUACAAGUGAAGGGGAAGUAUAAUAUAAGGCACAACAACAUAAAUAUAACGGAGAUAGAUAGAAAAACAGAGAUAUCAGAAGUAAUAGAUAUAAUUAUACGGUUAGAGAAAGUAUUAUUAAUAGGGGAUAUUACCACUAUUAAGAGGAUUAUUAAGUAUAUAAAUAAGGACAAUAGCGGAUAUAAAGGUAAGCAAUAACACACUUAUAAAGAUAACAGUGAAUGGAGCCAAAGUAAUAGAAAAGAGAUAUGAAAUAAGAUAAAGCAGAAGAGGAUAUGGAUGAGAACGGGGAGGAGACGAUGUAUAGUAUAUUAGAGAAUAGGAGAAGGAUAGAGGGGAAUAUAUAGGAGAUGUGAAGAUGU
Messenger RNA from Nematocida parisii ERTm1, 1013 nucleotides. RefSeq lists its product as uncharacterized. Lineage: Eukaryota; Fungi; Microsporidia. The record is from RefSeq and is a predicted model, not a curated record. The transcript has a single exon. The coding region runs from base 1 to 849 and encodes 282 amino acids.